Messenger RNA from Lagenorhynchus albirostris (white-beaked dolphin), 4160 nucleotides. It is a transcript of the gene RSPH10B, whose product is annotated as radial spoke head 10 homolog B. The coding region runs from base 1409 to 4054 and encodes 881 amino acids. The record is from RefSeq and is a predicted model, not a curated record. Lineage: Eukaryota; Metazoa; Chordata; Mammalia; Artiodactyla; Delphinidae. The transcript has 20 exons.
UCGUCCCAUUUGAACUCCGCUAGAAAUGGAAGUAAAAAUGCCCUCUGCGGGGUCCAGAUGGCGGUUGGGGUACAGUGCCCAGUGUGGGCCUCCCACCCACACCCUGCUCUCGACCUCUCUGCCCAGACAGUGGGCUUCCUUCCAUUUGCAAACUUAGAAUUCCUUAGGUGUAAGGAGACAGUCAAGUAAUCGUCAUUGCCACUUGUGCAAGCACUGCACUGGUGGACCUGUCCGAAAGAUUUAAUAUUUGCAAGAACUCCGCAUAUCGGGGUUUGUGGGAGGCAGGCCUGCCCCAGAGACCACCUGUCCUCAUCCCAGAACCCUUGAAAACCUGCUCUAUGUGGCCAAGGGGCUCCGCAGGUGAGUAAGGGAAGGGUGGUGAGAUGGGGCGAGUACCCUGGGUUGGCUGGGUGGGCCCCGUCUAGCCCGUGGCUUCUGAAAAGUGGAGAACUUUUCCCAGCUGAGCCAGAGAGAGGAACGUUGCUAAUUUCGAAGAUGGAGGAAGGCGGCCUCUAGAAACUGGAAAAGGCAAGGACAUAGAUUCUCCCCUGGAGCCGCCAAAGGAACCAGUCCUGGUGGUUUCCUAACUUACAGAACUGUGAGAUGAUAAACUUGUGUUGCUUUAAGCCACUAAGUUUGGGGUAAUUCGUUUAGGGCCAUAAUGAAAAAGUAACACCUGAGUUAUUCUAGUGAGAGAGGCCUCGGGCGCGGCAAUUAGUAGAGCUGGGAAAACCCUGGUCAGGUGCUUCAAGCUUCAGCGCUCUGCUUUAAGGGCUGAGCACGCUCGGCGGCCCGUUUAAGAGCGGGGCGGGGCCUGCGGUUGCCUGGAGACCGGCAGGAUCAGGUCGCCGCGCCGCUUCCGUCUGGGAUUGGCAGAGUCCCACGGCGUCCCCAGCGAGGUGAGCGCCCCCGCGGGGUCCCGGGGUCCCAGGCCGUGGUUGCGCCGCGACGGACAUGACCUUGCCUUGCACUCCGGGACUCACCUGUGCGUCCUGCUCGAUGCACCGGGGUGUCUUCAGUGGGGCCAGUUUGGGAAGGCCACAGAAACUGUGGCUUUGGAGCCCUGUGCCUCAGCUCUAAGACCUUGGGCAAAUAAUUAGCACAAGAUUUUUUGCUUGACCCUGGCAGUGCUGUCCUAGGGAGUAGGUAGCCGAUGAUUUCAAGUUCAAAAACAGGAAAGUGAAAAAAUAAUCACUUCAUUAUUGAUUGUGCACACUGUCUGAUCCGUAGGGAUUUUGUGCAUCAUCUCAUCCUUAUAACCAGACCAAGGUGCUGUUAUUCCUGUUUGACAGCUGAAGCAGAAGGACCUCAGGUAAAACUCAUCAACGCCUUGAAACAAACAGCUUUCAACCAAAGGAGUCAUUUGAUACUUACCUAUAUAAAGCAAACCUUAGGUCUUCUAAAGGCAAUGGUGAAAGAAAAGAAAAGAGCAGAUAAAAAAGGGGAUAAGUUGGCCUGCUCUCCAUCGUCUGUCUCCGAUCAUACAGAGUUUCCCAAACAAGAUGGCAAUGCUGCUAGGCAAGAUAUGCCCCCAGGUGCUGUGCCACCAUUGGACAUGCAGCUCAAAGAACCAGAACUCGAGAGAGAGUGCAAAAAUGAUGAUCUGCGGAAUGAAGAUACCAUCCAGUAUGAAGAUACCACCCAGUAUGAAGAGCCCAUUCUGACCAAACUCAUAGUAGAAAGCUACGAAGGGGAAAAAGUCCGUGGACUGUAUGAGGGAGAAGGCUUUGCCAUCUUUCAAGGAGGCUGUACCUACCACGGUAUGUUUUCAGAAGGACUCAUGCAUGGACGGGGGACUUACGUCUGGGCUGAUGGAUUGAAAUAUGAGGGGGACUUUGUGAAAAACAUCCCCAUGAACCGUGGCGUCUACACGUGGCCGGAUGGCAGCACCUACGAAGGAGAAGUGGUCAACGGCAUACGACACGGAUUCGGCAUGUUCAAGUGCAGCACGCUGCCCGUGUGCUACAUCGGCCACUGGUGCCACGGCAAGAGACACGGCAAGGGCUGCAUUUGUUACAAUCAAGAGGGAACCUCUUGGUACGAGGGAGACUGGGUGCACAACGUCAGAAAGGGCUGGGGGAUAAGGCGUUACAAAUCUGGAAAUAUAUAUGAAGGUCAGUGGGAGAACAACGUGCGUCAUGGGGAAGGCCGGAUGAGGUGGCUGACAACUAACGAAGAGUACACGGGUCAUUGGGAGCAGGGGGCCCAGAAUGGUUUUGGCACACACACAUGGUUUCUAAAGAGAAUCCCCUACUCCCAGUAUCCUCUGAGAAAUGAAUAUGUAGGAGAGUUUGUGAAUGGAUACCGUCAUGGCUAUGGAAAGUUCUACUAUGCCAGUGGAGCCAUGUAUGAGGGAGAAUGGGUUGCCAAUAAAAAACAUGGCAUGGGCCGAUUAACUUUUAAGAAUGGGCGUGUGUAUGAUGGCCCAUUUUCCAAUGACCGCAUAGCAGAGUUUCCAAAUCUUGAAGGUGAACUGAUCAGCUACCUGGACACGACUCCAGAAUCUGCCCUCAGGAACCAGUAUUGCAGAUCCUCCAUCAGUGCCGAAAUCAUCAGAAAGCUUGAUGGCAGUGAAAGUAAUUCCACGUUAGGCUCGAGCAUUGAGCUGGAUCUCAGUUUGUUGCUGAAAAUGUACCCGGAGAGAGACCAAUCAGAAGAAAAGAAGCAGGUAGAAUAUGCUAUCUUAAGAAAUAUUACAGAACUAAGAAGAAUCUAUAGCUUCUACAGCAGCCUAGGAUGUGAUCACUCUCUGGAUAACACCUUUCUGAUGACAAAGCUUCACUUCUGGAGGUUUCUAAAAGACUGCAAAUUCCAUCAUCAUAAAAUAACCCUCGCCGAUAUGGACAGGGUACUAAGUGCCAAUAAGGACAUACCAGUUGAAGAAAUUCAUUCUCCAUUUACAACAAUACUUUUGACAACAUUUUUGAAUUACCUCCUGGAGUUGGCUUACCACAUCCAUCACAAAGAAUACCAAGACAGAAGCCCAUCACUCUUUUUGUGUUUUACAAAACUGAUGAAUGAGAACAUUCGCCCAAAUGCCUGCCGUGUAAAAGGCAGUUUAUUCUGCGAGGCCCACCGGACACUCUAUUCAAUGAAUUACGUGGAUAAGUGCUGGGAGAUCUACACAGUUUACUGCAGACCAAACGCAGCCCCUCCGCAUGAGCUCACAAUGGACAUGAGACACUUCCUCUGGAUGUUGAAGAGAUUUAAAAUGAUAAAUAAAGAAUUAACAGCAAGAAAAUUUGUGGAGGUCAUAGCAGAGGAUAAUCCUUUCAUGCAUGAUGGGAUUGACAGCAACUUUAAACUUGAGCUGGUUUUCCUGGAAUUCUUUGAAGCUCUGUUAAGCUUCGCACUCAUCUCUGUUACUAACCAAUCGACUAAAUUCUAUUUAAAUUUUCCAAAUGAUGACUUGUCUGGAAACAAAGCUGGAAGCACUUAUACAAUGAUAAAGCAGAACACCCAGAACAGGAGUCCAAGUGCUCUAAGAAGCCAGGAAUCUGAGGUGCAGGACGGCAACACUAAGUCGUCUUCAAGCAAGUUAGGAGUCUUGCUUGACAUGAGCAAGAUAAGGCAAUCAGAGAAAAAGCCCAAGAUCAAGAAGUCUCUAAGUGAUGGAAAAACUUCCAAAAUGAACUUUAAAUCUCCAGGAAAGGAGCGAACCUUUCUUUUAUCUCAAAAUGCGGAAAAAGAAAAAUCCAAGGAUGAACAAAACGAAAAAUUCAAUAUGUGGAUCAGUAACAUGUACAUCUUUUUUGUGAACACUCUCUUCCAAGCACAUAAACACGAAGAAACCCUCAAGGAGAAAGUAAAGGAAAACAGGCUACGUAAUGAAGCGGCGGCCCUUCAGAGGAAGGUGGAGAAUGAGGAGCUGGAGGCGAGGCUGAACAGCUUGAGAGAGGAAGAGACCAAAAGGCAAGACUGUGAGGUCGCCAUCACUGUGAUCAAGGAACCAGUGCAUGCCACAUCCUUGAAUUUCAUGCCGAGCCUCCUGAAAGACGACACAGUGGUGUCCCAGUCCAGCAAAUCCAUUGCAAAUAAGAAAAAGAAAAAGUAGACAUCACUGGGUUUGUAAAUGAGCCACAAGAACAAGCAGGUGUGAAGGGAAUUUAGAACCAAAGCCUGUAACAAAUUUCCUACCCAAUAAAAUUACGUGUGUUUUA